Molecule: messenger RNA, 2076 nt
Organism: Nanorana parkeri
Lineage: Eukaryota; Metazoa; Chordata; Amphibia; Anura; Dicroglossidae
Gene: LINS1
Product: lines homolog 1
Exons: 8
Coding region: 1-2076 (691 amino acids)
Source: RefSeq, a predicted model, not a curated record
AUGCCUCCCGGACGACCCAUCCAAAAGCUCCGGUUUUUCCUAAAUAUUUGGUCUGAGCUCACUGUGUGUGUGGAGACUGUACCCAGCUCUUGGGUCCCACGGGAUGUGACCUUGCUGAAGCUGUCACUCAUCCAGAUUUUAGUCAUCAAGGCAGACAAUCUGUGCAUUGAACCUCACGUCAGAUGUCAGUAUUCCCGUGUACUGGAGCUGCUGCAACAAGCUAGAAUAGAGGAAACAAUAAUUAGACUGUUAAAUACUUCUGAUAAGGUGUUGUCACAUAUCUCCUCCAAGUGCCUCUCCGUUUUGGUGCUAUAUCAACUAAAAUAUCAGAAUGAGGUAAAUACCCAUUGGGUGCAGUUCUGUCUGAAGAGUCUGUGCCAGGAUCCUGGAUCACAAACCUUGAUCCCAUGUCUGACAACUCUCUUAUUUGUUUGUAAAGGAUUCCUCACGGAUGUAAGAAUACAGAAGGCAGACCUUCUGCUGAGGAUCUUGGUUCCUCUAGAAAAUGUAUUUGAAAGACACUGUUCUACCUUCAUCACUUACCUGUCACAGACUCCUUGCCAGCCACUUGCACUAGCUGGAGAGCCCAGCGGCCAGCUCUCCUGUCUGCUGGAUUUUAUAGAAACCUUGGUUGCCUUAAGAAUAGAGCUGAAAUUAAAUGUCUCCCUUUGUCAACAAGUUCUGUCUGCCAUCCUGCCUCAGGCCUUGAACAUCAUCUCUGCUCCCGUUCCAUACUUUAUAAAGAAACAGGUCAUACUGCUGCUGAAAAGAUGCCUGCUGUGUAAAGCUGGGGAGGACUUCCUGCCUUCUCUCCGCACUAUAUCACACCAGCAAGAUGCAGUGCUUGACAAGGACAUGGCUGCUCUGGCUGGCACACUUCUCAGUGCUGUGCAGCGGGGUUGGCUGCUACAGGUCCCUGUUAGUGACAGAUCGAGUAGCUUUGGAGGCGUUAAUGAUGGAUCGGAGCAUGGCCCUGACCUUGUCAUCCUAGGAGCCACCUGCCUGUCUGUUCUCAAAGCCCUGGAAAUCCAGAUCCACAAUGGAGAAUCAGGGCAGCCUGAUGUUCUGGCUCUGGACAUUCUCAUGGAUCACCUGCUGAACUUCUUGAAGCACCAUAUUGAGUGGAAGGAGCCAGCGCACCCUUGUGAGUGGGUGUCUCUCACCUUCAUAGAGCAGGAUGACGACAUGUUAGAGGUUGCCAAAUGUCUGCUCAAGCUGUACCAGCACAAUCCUAGGAGAACGGACGCACCUUGCUUUGCAUCUGAAUUAGUCUCACAUGUCACCCUUUGUUCUAGUUCUACACGCGGUGAACCGGAGAAGGGGACAUGGAGUGAGCCGUCACAUCAGUGUGGUAGUAACCCUCACUGCAUAUUCCUGCUCCUGCUAAGCAAUGUCUUGUUUGAUUCAUCUGUGCUUCUGGAUUUUCUGAUUUCCUCCGAGACCUGCUUCCUGGAAUACUUUGUCAGGUACCUGAAGCUGCUGAAGGCUGACUGGCCUCACUUCUGUCUCAUAUGUACUUUAUAUGAUAAGUCCAGAAAUUUCCACCCAGCUACUUUGCCCAGCGUCUUUGUCUGUCCACAGCAAGAGCAAUCGGUGAAAGCAACACGGGUUCAGAGUGACUGCAUUAGUUUUCCUAAUCUCCUUUCACCCAUUCCUAUGGACAUUGGCAGUGCUGCCUCUUCUCCAGUCAGCCAUACCAAGCAUUCAACACCUUCUUCCCCAUCUGGCUGUCUGGGUGCCCUUCAACGCCUUGUAGAUUAUGGGAGCUCUGAAGAUUCUGAAUCCGAAUCUGCAGAUAGUAAGCAGGGUCCUGUCAUUGUUCACUCUGCAGGAGCUGACAGCUCAGAUAUAGAUAAACACAUGAAAAAGUUGGAGCUGAAAGCUCAGCGUUCCUCGCAAUCAAGUGCACAAGCUGACAGCACAUGUCAUGCCCAAGGUGUCCAGCAGAGGGCAGUGCGGUGCUUGGAAGACCUUCAAGAAGCCAUUAACAGGCUGCAUAGGAAGAAGCUGUUUCCCUAUAACCCGUCUGCAUUACUAAGACUUCUCUCACAUGUCAGUGAUCUCAGCAAACACUAG